Messenger RNA from Nomia melanderi (Alkali bee), 667 nucleotides. It is a transcript of the gene His2Av, whose product is annotated as Histone H2A variant. Gene Ontology annotation, cellular component: nucleosome. The record is from RefSeq and is a predicted model, not a curated record. Lineage: Eukaryota; Metazoa; Arthropoda; Insecta; Hymenoptera; Halictidae. Gene Ontology annotation, molecular function: protein heterodimerization activity; DNA binding; structural constituent of chromatin.
UAUUUGGCGGGACCGCGCUUAGACGGCGUCGUCUGUGCUCCUCGUAAGUCUGUCGUGUAGUGAACCGCAAAGGCUCUCGUCGCAUAAUGGCUGGCGGAAAGGCGGGCAAGGACUCUGGCAAAGCGAAGGCGAAAGCGGUCUCUCGUUCGGCGAGGGCCGGCUUGCAGUUUCCUGUUGGCAGAAUUCAUAGGCAUUUGAAAAACAGAACCACAAGUCACGGUCGAGUUGGUGCUACCGCGGCAGUAUACAGUGCAGCAAUCUUGGAAUACCUUACUGCCGAGGUACUAGAAUUGGCAGGGAAUGCAUCAAAAGAUCUGAAGGUUAAACGUAUCACACCAAGACAUCUUCAACUUGCAAUUCGUGGUGAUGAAGAAUUAGAUAGUCUCAUUAAAGCAACCAUUGCGGGAGGAGGUGUUAUUCCACAUAUCCACAAAUCGUUGAUUGGCAAGAAGGGUUCACAGAAGCCAGCAUAAUUUAGUGAAUCAUUCAGGAACAUUUGAAGCUAUGUAGGCAAAAAAAACAAGAGAUGCGAAAAAGCAGAGUGAUUGUUGACAAAGUGUACCUAUGUUAUUAAAUUGAUGGCGAGACUGGCGUGAUAUAAAUAUAUAUAUAAAUAUAUAUAUAUAUAGAUAUAUAGAUAUAUAAAUAAAAACAAAUAUUGAUAUAA